GUUCGAAAUGUAGGCUUGAUUUGCAAGUAGGUAGUGAAAAUAAGAAUGAUUAUUGAUUUGAUGAGAAUCCGGGGUAAGCCGCAAGUGGCCAAAGUCGCACAUGUCUGGUCUGGCUAAACGUAUGGAUGACGUCAUGGCUCCGAAUGAGAGCAUCUCGACGUAGCUAAGGAUAUCAAUAUUAUUUGGAACUUCCUUUCUUCAAUUGACAUUAUAGUUACCACGCCAAGAAAGACGCAGCUUCUACCAUCUAUUUCACAACGUCCUUCUUCGCUCCAUACCCACAACCGACAAACCAUAACGACAAACCACAACCAUGGCCUCCCAAGCUCUCCUCCGCUCCCUCAACCUCCGCGCAACAGCCCACAUGCCAUUCCGUGCCUCGCUCCCCACGGCCGCAACCGUGACGAGGCCAUUCACGGCAUCCUCGACGACGAAGUUCGCGUACAAGGACACCCAGGACCGCGAGUCCCUGAACCCGGCCUCCAACGAGGGGACCAAGACGGGCCGCGACACGGAGGUGGCGCACGAGAAGGAGGCGUUUGACCCGUCGACGACGCGGCCCAAGGGCGAGAAGAGCGAGGACAGCGGCACGCUUGAUGUUUCUGGCGCGAACCAGGCCGCGUCGAAGCCGCAGGGGGAUAACCCCGGGGGAAAGGGUGCUGGACGAAAGGAAGGGGGCGGUGAGGGGAGCAGUGGUGCUGGAAGUGCGCCAAAGGCUGGGAAGGCGUGAGAUGUUAUGGUCUCGUGAAGUUCAGAUAGAUGGUGGGUCGGUCGUGAUGAGAGGUUGAUGAAUGGGUUUGGGAGAUGCAUGGCCGGAAGAAAGGAAGCUAGGGCUGGGCGGGAGGCGAAGGUCGAGGGGUAUGUAUGGCAUGGCAUAGCAUGGAAUAUACUAGUAUCAUCAGCAUCAGGACCGGGAGAGAUAUCGUUCCUGUCUCGGCUUUAAUUUACAUGACCAUUGAGCAAGUACGAGAGGCAGGCU
This is a messenger RNA of Colletotrichum acutatum, 979 nucleotides long. RefSeq lists its product as uncharacterized. The record is from RefSeq and is a predicted model, not a curated record. Lineage: Eukaryota; Fungi; Ascomycota; Sordariomycetes; Glomerellales; Glomerellaceae. The transcript is spliced from 3 exons. Bases 314 to 730 code for a protein of 138 amino acids.